AUGGCCCUCGACAGGGUCCCGCGGAGGGUGGGGGUGGUGGGCUACGGCCGCCUCGCCCCUCUCUCUGGGUCUCUGUCCCCUCUCUCUGAGUCUCUUUUCCUCUCCCCAGGACAGUCCCUUGUCUCCCACCUGCUGACUCAGGGACCGGAAGUGGGCCUAGAACUUGUUUUUGUCUGGAAUCGUGACCCAGCACGAAUGACAGGGAGCGUGCCCGCUUCCCUGCAGCUCCAGCACCUCGCUGCCCUUGGGGAGAGGCACCCUGACCUUGUGGUGGAAGUGGCCCAUCCCAAAAUAAUCCAGGAAUCUGGGGCACAAAUCCUGCGCUAUGCCAAUCUCUUGGUGGGGUCCCCCUCAGCCCUGGCUGACCCGGCCACGGAGCAGCAGCUCCUGGAGGCCUCGCGCCGCUGGGACCACGCUGUGUUUGUGGCCCGGGGGGCCCUGUGGGGCACGGAGGACAUCACCAGAUUGGACGCAGCAGGGGGCCUCCAGAGCCUCCGUGUCACCAUGGCCACGCACCCCGACGGCUUCCGGCUCGAGGGACCCCUGGCGGCAGCGCGCAGCACCGGGCCUCGCACGCUGCUCUACGAAGGCCCUGUCCGCGGGCUCUGCCCCUUUGCCCCCCGCAACUCCAACACCAUGGCGGCCGCCGCCCUGGCCGCCCCCAGCCUGGGCUUCGACGGCGUCAUCGGGGUGCUGGUGGCCGAUCUCAGCCUCACGGACAUGCAUGUGGUGGACGUGGAGCUGCGCGGACCCCCGGGCCCCACAGGCCGAAGCUUUGCUGUGCACACCCACAGGGAGAACCCCGCCGAGCCGGGCGCUGUCACGGGCUCUGCCACUGUCACCGCCUUCUGGCGCAGCCUCCUGGGUGCGGCCAGGCCCCUCCCCGGUGCCAGCGGCGCCCUCCCCGUGCCUGGGCUCCGGUGCUCGGCGGCUCUGAUUCUGUCUCUGUUAAUUGAUCUUUAUUUCUGA
Messenger RNA from Diceros bicornis minor, 969 nucleotides. RefSeq names its product aspartate dehydrogenase domain containing (gene ASPDH). Lineage: Eukaryota; Metazoa; Chordata; Mammalia; Perissodactyla; Rhinocerotidae. The record is from RefSeq and is a predicted model, not a curated record. The coding region runs from base 1 to 969 and encodes 322 amino acids. The transcript has 6 exons. Gene Ontology annotation, biological process: NAD+ biosynthetic process. Gene Ontology annotation, molecular function: L-aspartate dehydrogenase [NAD(P)+] activity; NADP binding.